CCCGACAGAGAGGAGUUUAGAUUUUCUGCUUCAGCCUCACAGACUGCCAGAGGUCAAAUCGCAUGGGCCUUGUGUUGACGCCGAGGCGUGGGCGAUCGUUCGUGAGCAAUGUCUGAAGAGAAAAAGUUCGCUGUUUUGUUGCCAAUAUCUAUUCAAAGAUGUGCAGAAGCUAAUGGAAUUGAUACGCUAGAGACAGAAAUUACCGAAGCCCUCGCUGAAGAUGCCAGUUAUCGAAUCAGAGAAAUCGUCAACAUUGCAGCUCAGUUUAUGAAACGAUCCCGACGAAAUCGUCUCCAGGUAAAAGAUGUUUCGAAAGCGUUGAAAAUUGCUAACAUUCCUCCUACUGUUGGAGAAGACCAUAGUCAAUCAGUAGAGUAUGAAUAUAUGGAGGAGGGUGAUAUCUAUUGCAUUAAAGAUGACGUCAUAAAUCUUGAAACUUCGAAAGUUGCUGGACAGGAGGAAAGUGAUGUGAUGAAUGUAGAAGAAAGUACUGCCAGUCCAGAAUUAUCAUCAAAAUGGUUUCUUCUUGAUGGCCAAACUUCACAGGAAAGCUCUUCAGAGUUACCUUCUGUGUUAAUGGAUUACUUCAAUUAUAUUGUGACUUGUAUUUUGGGGGAAGACAAAGAACUUCAACACGAGAGUUUAAGUGAUCUGCGGAAAAGCUCGAAAAUUUUUCCUCUUUUACCAUAUUUUGUAACCUUUAUAUCAAAUGUGAAAGCAGUCAGUCACGAUUUAGAGCAAUUAUCUAAUUUAUUGCAGACUGCUUCAGCUCUGGCAUCUAAUCCUUUCAUUAACCUUAUUGGCUAUUUAAAACCUUUAACGUCAUCUGUCCUUUAUUGUGUAUUAGAAUCUCUGACUGCUUCCAUCAACCCAUUAAAUGAUCAUUGGAAACUCAGGGAUUAUGGAGGCAGACUACUUGCUUUCAUUGUUCAGAAAUAUGGCUCUCAAAGUUCGGAGGUUGCAGAUUAUAUUACUGACUCUGUCAAAAGUGUUCUUCUUGAUCCUACAAAGCCGCUAUGUUCUCAUUAUGGUGCGGUUGUUACAAUUAACUCACUUGGAGUAUCUGCAAUUAAGACAUUGUUGUGCCCAAGUGUUUUGAAUUACUAUACAAACUCCUUGAAAAUUAUUGAAGAAAUAACAGACUCUAAUAAUUUGCAACUAAAAGAAGAUGCAUAUAAAGUUGUUGGUGUGAUCUUGCAAGCCAUAGAAAAAAUGAUAACAGACUUAAAGAACGGUCAUAGUCUCACAGGCGAAUUGUAUGGCAUUUGUGAAGCUUUAUUUUUGAUUUUUGGCGAUGCUCUUACUUCCAGGAUUCGAAUUAAUUUUCCACACAGAAAAGGCAUAAUACAUACUCAAAAUGUGUUUUAUAUCCAAUAAUUCCUUCAAAUCAUGUCAUCAGCUUUGCGGCACCUGAGUCGUACUCUGAUACGGUACAAUCAAAAUCAGUUUGGAAGCCUCGUGGCUACAAAUAGAAGAUUUUACAAUGAAGACAUUGCAGAAACAAAGCAAGCAUGGCCAGAACCGAUAAAUGAAGUUGUAUUGUGUGGAAUAGCAAGUCGUGACUACAGUGAACAUGAGUUGUUUAAAAUUGAAUUGAGCCAUAAAAUUACAAAUAAUAUCAGUCUCACUGGGAAAAAUCGAAAAGUUAUGGAUGAACUAAAAUCAAUCAAAGCUGGCAUGAGAGUGCGUGUUACAGGAGAACUUGAAGUUAGAAGAAGCGUCAAAGAAAAGUCGGGGAGAUUAUUCUCUGGAAAAAGUGAAAUUGUUCUAGCUGACUCUGUUGAAAUACUUGAAAACGAAAACUGCGACGAACAACACUCUGAAAACCAACAACAGAAAUCUGAUGAAAAACAUUCAGAAAACGAAGACCAAUCAGAAACUAUGUCACAUUAAAUAUUUCACCAUGUUGUCAUAGUGACAGCUUAUGUAAGUUUGGACUGGCAUGUACUUCUUGGCAACCUACAGGGUUGGGGAAAAAAUACAUUUCGUAAUUUGGACUUUUUCAUAUGGAUUGAAAUUUUCUAAAAUCAAGUUUUUUUAACACCAUAUUCAAUUUCCUCACAGCGGCACUAAAAAUUCAGAAUUUGAAGUUCAACAUUACCACAAAGGACUAACACUGAAUGAUUCGUCCAAAUUCGAUAAACAGACUUAUUUUAGGAAUCAUUGAUUAUCUUUAUUAAAAAAAGUUUUUGAUCUAUAAGAACAGAUAAAAACAUGCUGAAACAAUGCAGUUUUUCUAAAAGUUUAUUACUACACUUCCUCAGAAUAUGUUGAAAUAAUUUGCACAGUGUUUAUUUUUUGUAUGCCAUUAGUUGGGAAGAAAUUGUAUUUGAAGUGGUCAAAUGAUCACUGCUCAAACCCGAUCUUGUUCGACAACUGGAAACUGUUCCCUCUCCCCAGCCAUCAAAUAUGAAAAGUUUGGUCAUCUUUAUCUUAGUGCGGAGCUGAUACCAACUAAAGUCUUUGACCUACCUGGUUACAGUGUGAAAAAUAAUGACAAUCAAUCGAAUUUAAAAACAUCCAUUGACACAGUACUAAGAUAUUUUUGUCUUGAUUUGUGACAUAUUUUCCAAGUAAAUGAAUCGAAUGUG
Molecule: messenger RNA, 2591 nt
Organism: Styela clava
Lineage: Eukaryota; Metazoa; Chordata; Ascidiacea; Stolidobranchia; Styelidae
Source: RefSeq, a predicted model, not a curated record